Messenger RNA from Exophiala viscosa, 1734 nucleotides. RefSeq lists its product as uncharacterized. The transcript is spliced from 3 exons. Bases 147 to 1670 code for a protein of 507 amino acids. Lineage: Eukaryota; Fungi; Ascomycota; Eurotiomycetes; Chaetothyriales; Herpotrichiellaceae. The record is from RefSeq and is a predicted model, not a curated record. Gene Ontology annotation, biological process: regulation of DNA-templated transcription. Gene Ontology annotation, molecular function: DNA-binding transcription factor activity, RNA polymerase II-specific; zinc ion binding.
GUCCAAACCCUACAAAUCUUCGCGCUUUAAAAAUUCUACUUGAUGAUGGACAUGCCGACCCGGAACAGAAAGCGCACACGCGUGAUCGAGAUAGUCGCAAAAUGGAACUUCUGAAACAGUAGCGCCUUGGGGGCGUUGUGCUCUUAAUGGUGUCCGAGUUGGUGCCUCAACAUCCUCGACGGAGAACUCGCACAGGAUGUCUGACGUGCAAGAAGAGGAAGAUCAAAUGUGACGAAAGUAAACCUUCGUGUCAAAAGUGCAGCUCAACUGGCCGCAAAUGCGACGGAUAUGCCCCAACAUUAGCAACUGGACUCGCCGGUUUCUUGUUGAUGCUCAGGAAUCCGGGCGUGCCGGAGUUUGAGGCUCAGGCACAGCAGGCUUUGCAAUACUUUUGUGAGGUGUCCGGCCCGGUCCUGACGAACUUUGGCAGUGCUCGCUUCUGGAAUCGCCUCGUCCUACAAGCGUGUCAUUCCGAGGACCGCAUAGCUAUUACCUCAACGAGAUCCACGGAGUUAUCUCAUGCAAGCAAUCGACUGUUCUUGCAGCAUUACGGAAGUGGUCUGAAGCUUCUCACGACACAGUCACAGCAAAACGUGACCACCGAAGUCAUCCUCAUUUCUUGUCUCCUGUUGAUCGUCUGUGAGGAACUCCGAAACAAUGCCUUUGCGGCACUACAGCAUGUCGUCGCGGGCCGGAAGGUCAUCAGCGACUACUGCCAGACAUGCCGAAAGCAGCCCAAUGCAACCAUGCAAGAACUUGGAGCCAUUUUUGGGAGACUAGGUUACCGCGCCGGAGACUGUGAUAUCGAGAACAAAAUACACAGCCGAACCAAUAUUGUUUUUGGUGCUCAACAGACCGACACCUCUGUGCCUAAAAGCUUGCCCAACCCACGAUCUUCCGAUCUGUCUGCUUGGACCAGUAUCGAAACGGGUGCAGAUGCCUUACGGCGUAUUGUGGCGCUGUGCAUGCAACCUUCUGAGACUGGCUGGCCACUAAAUUCUUCUUCUCCUCCAAAGACACGAUUCCAAAGCGUCGGGGGUGGCAUCAGUGAAGAGCUAAAUCGUUGGGCCUUCGAUUUCAGCACAUUCACGGCCACAGUAGAUGACGAUAAGUCCGCCGAGCAUCAACCUCAACUCCUUCUGCUACAAAAUUACUAUCUAUGCAUGACGAUCAUUUCCCGAUGCAUUCCGUUUCGGGAUGAGACUCUGUUUGAUGGGUAUAUCCCCAACUUCCAGCAUUUAUUGAACACAUCUUCCAGGUUGCUCCAGCAAGAGGUGGCAACCGGCUUGGCUCCCAUUCUCUUCUUCGUCGCCACCCGAUGCAGAGAUCCGGCACUUCGACGACGAGCGAUCUCAUAUCUCCACCAAUGUUCAUGGGAAGGCAUCAGGCUGUCUACAAUCGCAGACCAGGUCAUCAAGUUGGAAGAGCGAAAGAUCGGCCACAGCAUCUCUUGCUGCGGUGACAUAGCAGAGGAACGGCGAGUGGUGGUCACAGACAUCUCAUUUUCGGACAACUCACUCUGCACAUUACAUCUAAUACGGCCUUCCAAGUGGCACCCUCCCGAAACUCUUCACCACAAUUUUACAUGGAUCGAUGUACACGAUGAUGCCGCUGUGACCUGCUCGAUCGUUCAGGUAAGUGCAAUCUCUGACGGGCUCCUGUCAAUCUGACAGUACCUGGCCCUCACACUAGCUGAUGAUUUGGUAGUUGCUAUGGAGAACUCUGAGAUUCAAA